This is a messenger RNA of Oryza brachyantha (malo sina), 2282 nucleotides long. RefSeq lists its product as uncharacterized. The record is from RefSeq and is a predicted model, not a curated record. Gene Ontology annotation, molecular function: protein binding. The transcript is spliced from 7 exons. NCBI's taxonomy places the organism in Eukaryota, Viridiplantae, Streptophyta, Magnoliopsida, Poales, Poaceae. The coding region runs from base 1 to 2049 and encodes 682 amino acids.
AUGACAAGGUCAGAUUCUGGAGGAGAAGACGACGUCUUCUUCGAUGCGUGUGACGAUGAUAUCAUCAGAGGCCACUCAGCAGCAGAGAUCGGUUCAUCCUUAUCACCAGCCGGCUGCACCACGGGCACUGAGGCUGGGUAUGAACUGUGGGCAGGUGAGCCGACGAUGAGCGUCAGGGAAAGGAGGCAGAGAUUCCUGAAAGGGAUGGGCUUUCUCGAGCCUGGCCCUACCGGAGCCGUCUUCCCCCAGUGGCUUGCAGAGAUCACGACGAAUGAUUGCUCGUUCCAUGAUCUCGAGGAGAGGAUCAGCAGCAUAUGUUCUUCCUUCAGAUCAUGUUUCUCUGACGGCGUUCUGGCAGAGACAGCAGCUCCCAGCACAAGGGAUAUGGAUAACUGCAAUGGAAGGAGAAGUGCAGCUCGCGAUCAUGAAGGUGGUGGCCAGCACAAUGUGCUUUCAGAGAUUCUUGAGGAGGUUGGAUCGGAUGAAAUCUUGGCUCCAGAUGACGAUGUGGCUGGAUCAUCUCCGGUUGCUCGGCGAUUCUUGCGCAGUCGCAGCAGCGGUCGCAGCCAUGCGUCCGGUGAUCCUAGGCAGGGUGAAUUCAGGAGCCUGUGGGGAAGCUUCAGGAGAAAGAAGGAUGCAGCUAGAGCUCCCAUGGAUGAUGUCCAUGCAAGAAGCUCGAAUUCAGGUGCAUUGUGCAGAACAAAAGUUCAUCACCAGAACAAGAAGUGGAUGGACUUCACUGCUGUCUACAUGUGCCAAGAAAUCCAGGCCCACGAGGGCUUGAUCCGGGUCAUGAAGUUCAGUUCAUCUGGGUGGCAUCUAGCAAGCGGCGGCGAGGAUUGCGUUGUGCGCGUUUGGCAGAUUACGGAGAUCGAGUCUUCAGCAAAUUUGUACGUCAGAGAUCCUGAAGACAUGGACAAGAAUAAGGGUUUAAAAACUAAGCCCCUUGCAAUAAUUCCAAACAAGGUAUUCAGUAUUACAGAGACGCCUCUGCAUGAAUUCCAUGGCCAUGGAAGUGAUAUCCUGGACUUGGCAUGGUCAAAGUCAGAUUUUCUCUUGAGUUCAUCGAAAGACACGACGAUACGAAUGUGGAAAGUUGGUUGGGAUGACUGCCUAGCAGUAUUCAGACAUGGAGAGUAUGUUACAUGUGUUGAUUUCAAUCCAGUCGACGAAAGGUACUUCGUCAGUGGCUCAAUAGAUGGCAAAGUCCGCGUUUGGGAUGUUUCAGACAAGCGGGUAGUUGACUGGGAUGAUAUAAAGGAUAUCAUAACAGCUAUAAGUUAUCAACCAGAUGGAAAGGGUUUCGUUGUUGGUUCUGUUAAAGGGAAAUGCCGCUUCUAUGAUCAAUCUGGUAUAACUGCAUUUAACAAUUUUGCGAUCGUUUCUCCAUUAGGGAAAAACAUUGAAAGGGGCAAACUAAUGCGUAUAAAGCGGAGAAAGUGGUUUGCAGCUGCCAACAGGAUUACCAAUAUUCAGUUUUCUAAAGGCCAUCCAUCCAGGAUGAUAAUCGCGUCGAAAGAUCAUAAAAUUCGAGUUUAUGAAGGUCUUAAGUUCACUCAAAAGUUUCAAGGGCAAUGGAAGUCCAAGGCGUUGGUGCCGCCGUCGCUGACGCCGGACGGCAGGUACCUCAUAUCGGCGGGCAGCGACUCCAACGUUCGCAUCUGGAGCUUCGACGGCGGGAGGCGGAGGCGGGCCGUCUGCUCCCGCGAGCUCUUCUUCUCCGAGGGCGUCACGGCGGUGGCGCCGUGGGAGAGGGCGGCGGCGGCGAGCGGGAGGAGGAGCUCCGCGGCGGCGGACGCGCCGACGCUGUGCUACGACCGGGAGCGGUGCUCGUUCGGCACGUGGUUCCUCGCCCCCGACGGGCCGAGGGCGUCGGCGGCGACGUGGCCGGAGGAGAAGCUGCUGCCGUCGCUCCGGUACGUGAACUGCGCCGGGAUGGACGACUGCCGGGCCAAGGUGGCGGCGGCCUGGAACACGGUGGUGGUGACGGGCAGCCGCGGCGGCGCGAUCAGGGCCUUCCACAACUACGGCCUGCCGGUGAGGCUGUGAAAGCCGGCGAGAGGCGACGCCAUGGUGUUCUUGCCGCCAUUGAUCGAUCGAUCGAUUCAUCCAUCCAUCCUUGGCUGCUGCUAGCUUCGCCACCUAGGUAGCCAGUGAGCUAAUGCGUGCAGAAAAAAAAAAAAAGGUAAUUUUGGCGAAACGCCAAAUCGGAGCAGGGAUACUGGUAGUGGGAUAUUUAGUGGGCAAGAAAAUAAUAUACUUGUGGAUACUUGCCGCCAAAG